GGAGGAGGAGAAGGCGGAGAUGGAGGAGAUCACGGGCACAAGGGACCGGCGACCACCCACGGAGACGGAGGCCACGACGAGGAGGACCCAUCUGAAUCUUCUCUGUCGCCGCCGUCGUCGUCGCUGCCGGCCAGGCCUCGCCGUCGUCCCCGUAGAGUCUGAGAAUAAGAAGAGGAGGCACGAGCAGGCCCAGGUGUUCAUCCCGGAGGGCGUCCUCAUGGUGAUCCUGUCGCGGGUGCCCUACAGGUCGCUAUGCCGCUUCAAGUGCGUGUCCGGACCAUGGCUCGCCCUCUGCUCGGACCACGGCGUCCGCAAGAGGUCGCCGCAGACGCUCUCCGGCUUCUUCCAUUUCAACCGCGGCUGGCGCUUCCACAAUUACUUGUCUCGGGAGAAAGGCCCUCCCAUGGUCGACCCCGGCCUCCGUUUCUUGCGCGGCACCUUCGGACACUUUGAGGUCCUGCAAUGCAGCACCAGCCUUCUCCUCUGCAGAUGCUGGAAAGCGCCCCAUCCUAAGCUACUCGGUUGGAAUUCGUUUCCGGAAGGCAGGGCUGUUGAGCGCUUCAGAUGGGGGCCCGAGGCUGAUCAGUUCGAUUAUGUCGUCUGCAAUCCUGCUACUCGGCAGUGGGCUUUGCUGCCUCCUGUUCCUCCUAUAGAAUUGCACAAUCAGGCAGAUGGUGACCUUUUCCGUGCCAUCGCAGGCCAUUACCUUUUGGGUUUUGAUCCAGCCGUUCCUUCAUGCUUUGUGGUGUUUGUGCCCGUAUUUGGCAUUGGCCUGCCGAUGACAUGGAUCUACUCAUCAGAAACCAGAGGAUGGACUUCCAUCCGGUGCCAGUUGGAUGAUCAUGUUAAUAAUCCACGGUGCUUCUUUCUGAAUGGCACUAUCCUUUAUUUCUGUAACUCUCUUUCAAUAGUCACGGUGAACACGAAGGGAAAUGUGUGGCGGGAAAUGAAAUUGCCACCUGCCAUGACAAACAUAUAUGUUGGCCCUUCCUUUGGGCAGUCCCAAGGAUGCCUGUAUGCUUGGCGGAUGGACGAUUGCCAGCUCUCUGUUUGGGCUCUUGAGAACUAUGAUGGUGGACAGUGGACCCUAAGGUGUACUGUCGACUGUUUGGAACUGUUCGGAAGGGAUUGUCGCAAAGAAGAUGAGUUCUACCGGAUGUUUGCAAUUCAUCCAGAAUGUGAUAUGAUUUUCCUUAUUGACAGAAAGGAGAAGACAUUGUCAUACGAUAUGAAUAACAAAAAAGUGCAUGCUAUCUGCGCUUCUGGAGAUUUCCCGGAAGGUCUACCUUACACUCCCUGUUUUGAGGAAUGGACAUGAGAUGCUUGUCUUGAGUCGUUGGGUAUAUUCCAAAUCUUGUAGUUUUGAAGCUGUGGGUUUGUUUGUUCUUGUUGUAUAAAUGCACUUGAGUUUAUCUUUUCAUAUUGUGUCCGGGUGCAUGCCCUUCUUUUGCUUUGAACAAUGCUAGUUAGCCAUGAAGAAUAUAUCACUAGCCCUAUGAUGAGAAAGUUUAACUGCA
Triticum dicoccoides is the source of this 1517-nucleotide messenger RNA. RefSeq lists its product as uncharacterized. NCBI's taxonomy places the organism in Eukaryota, Viridiplantae, Streptophyta, Magnoliopsida, Poales, Poaceae. The transcript is spliced from 2 exons. Gene Ontology annotation, molecular function: protein binding. The record is from RefSeq and is a predicted model, not a curated record. The coding region runs from base 20 to 1318 and encodes 432 amino acids.